Molecule: messenger RNA, 1144 nt
Organism: Etheostoma spectabile (orangethroat darter)
Lineage: Eukaryota; Metazoa; Chordata; Actinopteri; Perciformes; Percidae
Gene: zfand5b
Product: zinc finger, AN1-type domain 5b
Exons: 7
Coding region: 368-1090 (240 amino acids)
Molecular function (GO): zinc ion binding; DNA binding
Source: RefSeq, a predicted model, not a curated record
UUAUUGUCUUGUUUACUGCCUGAAAUAUUUUGUGGCCCUGACUUCCAAUCAGAGGAUCACAGUUUCCGUGACGUCCACCGGAAAACAGAGGACGCAAACGCAGCACGUAAAACAAAACAGAUGAUGCCCACACAAAUCGGCGACAGAGGACGUCAAGUCGUCGAAAGUAGCCACCAGUGCUCCCAGGCGGAGUGGAGUCAUAUUUGUAAAAGACUGAAAAUUACGAACAGCGACUCACCUAGACGGCCCUAGUUAGUUAGCUCCAAUAUCAACUCAGUUAACGUUAUUCCGUCAAUCCAAAAAACGUUUCAAGAAAAACCGACGUUUCUCAGAUUAAAGGUCAGCUCUCCCGGCAGCAGACAUCACUAUGGCCCAGGAAACCAAUCAGAGCCCAGUUCCUAUGCUCUGUGCUAAUGGCUGUGGUUUCUAUGGCAACCCUAGGACUAAUGGCAUGUGCUCCGUGUGCCACAAGGAGCACCUGUCAAGGCAGAACAAUGGAGGAGUCGGUUCUAUGAGUGUUAUGGGCAGCGGCAGUGGCCCCACAGUCGAGGCUUCUGCCAUCCAGAGGUUAGGGGCCACCUUGAAUAAUGCUGCAGCGGCUGCCGUGGCUGCUGCAGAGGUGGCAGCUGAGGCCGCAGCUUCUGCUGAGGCUGCUGCCUCCGUGGCUUUCAGUGGGGUUUCAACUACCAUGUCUGUAACACAGCAGAUGACUGAGAUGAGCCUCUGCUGUGAGGAGAAAGGGGCAUCAGGGAGCAACGUGGAGCUCACAGAGCCAGUGUUGACUCAGCCCACAUUCUCAGCCUCUCAUCCCUCCACGGCUGGCAGCAGGGAGUCCAAAACCCCGGAGCCCCUAAAACCCAAGAAGAAUCGCUGCUUUAUGUGCCGCAAAAAGGUUGGCCUUACAGAACGUCCUUGCAUAAAAGAUCCCGCAAAAGGCAUCAGUUUCGACUGCCGCUGUGGGAAUCUGUUCUGUGGACUUCACCGUUACUCCGAUAAGCACAACUGUCCGUACGACUACAAAGCUGAAGCUGCUGACAAGAUUCGCAAAGAGAACCCUGUGGUUGUUGCCGACAAGAUCCAGAGAAUAUGAAGAGGAUUCUGUUUUACUUUUGAACACUGGGAGCAAUCGGCUUUAAAAGAAAAG